CUUCCCGGCCGCCGUAGCCCCUGCGAGUGGAGCCCGUGCAGAGGCCUUCCGCUUGGGCUCUGAGAGGAAGAGAAAGGCAGCGACGGGACAGGAGUCGGAGGAUUCCAAGAUGGCGGCGGCGGCAGCAGCGGGAGGAACACCUCUGAGGCAUCUCUGAGGCGAGAACGAGGCGGAGAAAGAGGGGCAGCAUGAGAAGCGGGCAGGCCAAGGCCUCCUGAGCGGCGGCUGUGAGGACAGCGACAACACUGAGGAGGAGGAGGAGGAGGCCUUGGGCCUGCUUCGCCUCCCUCGGCCUCCGCAGCGGGGCCCAGCCAUGUCGGACACUCGGCGGCGGGUGAAGGUGUACACGCUCAACGAGGAGCGGCAAUGGGACGACCGCGGGACCGGACACGUCUCCUCCACCUACGUGGAGAGGCUCAAGGGGAUGUCGCUGCUGGUGCGCGCCGAGGCCGACGGUUCACUUUUGUUGGAAUCGAAGAUAAAUCCAAACACUGCAUAUCAGAAACAGCAGGAUACUUUGAUUGUUUGGUCCGAAGCAGAGAAUUAUGAUUUAGCUCUGAGUUUUCAAGAAAAAGCUGGCUGUGAUGAGAUCUGGGAAAAGAUUUGCCAGGUGCAAGGUAAAGACCCUUCUGUGGAAGUCACACAGGACCUCAUUGAUGAAUCGGAAGAAGAACGCUUUGAGGAAAUGCCUGAAACGAGUCACUUGAUUGACCUCCCGACUUGUGAGCUCAACAGACUCGAAGAGAUUGCAGACCUAGUUACCUCAGUUCUCUCGUCACCCAUCCGUAGAGAAAAGCUAGCCUUGGCUUUGGAAAACGAAGGCUACAUUAAGAAAUUAUUGCAACUUUUCCAGCUUUGUGAAAACGUAGAAAAUACUGAAGGCUUACAUCAUUUGUAUGAAAUUAUUCGAGGGAUUUUGUUCCUCAAUAAAGCAACUCUUUUUGAGGUGAUGUUUUCUGAUGAGUGCAUUAUGGAUGUUGUGGGAUGCCUUGAGUAUGACCCUGCAUUAGCUCAGCCAAAAAGGCACCGGGAAUUCUUGACCAAAACUGCAAAAUUUAAAGAGGUCAUACCCAUAACAGACUCUGAACUUAGGCAAAAGAUUCAUCAGACUUACAGGGUACAGUACAUUCAGGACAUCAUCUUGCCAACACCAUCAGUUUUUGAAGAGAAUUUCCUUUCUACACUUACAUCUUUCAUUUUCUUUAACAAAGUGGAGAUUGUCAGUAUGCUACAGGAAGAUGAAAAGUUUUUAUCUGAGGUUUUUGCACAGCUAACUGACGAAGCUACGGAUGAUGACAAAAGGCGCGAACUGGUUAACUUCUUCAAGGAGUUCUGUGCAUUUUCUCAGACAUUACAACCUCAAAAUAGAGACACUUUUUUCAAAACUUUAGCAAAGUUAGGAAUUCUUCCUGCUCUUGAAAUAGUAAUGGGUAUGGACGAUUUGCAAGUCAGAUCUGCUGCUACCGAUAUAUUUUCUUAUCUGGUAGAGUUCAGUCCAUCUAUGGUCCGGGAAUUUGUAAUGCAAGAAGCCCAGCAGAGUGAUGAUGAUAUCCUCCUCAUAAAUGUAGUCAUUGAGCAAAUGAUCUGUGACACAGACCCUGAGCUCGGGGGCGCCGUUCAGUUAAUGGGGCUCUUGCGUACCCUAAUCGACCCUGAGAACAUGUUGGCCACAGCUAAUGUAAGAAAAUGGAAAGGGAAAACAGAGAAAAGUGAAUUUCUCAAUUUUUUCUACAACCAUUGUAUGCAUGUCCUCACCGCUCCACUCCUUGCCAAUACAUCAGAGGACAAAAAUGACAAAGAUGCGGUAGUUGGAGGCAACAAGAGUAAUACCAUUUGCCCAGACAACUACCAAACAGCACAGCUGCUUGCCUUAAUUUUGGAGCUGCUCACGUUUUGUGUGGAACAUCACACAUAUCACAUCAAGAACUACAUUAUGAACAAGGACUUGCUGCGACGAGUUUUGGUCUUGAUGAAUUCAAAACACACUUUUUUGGCGCUUUGUGCUCUUCGUUUCAUGAGGAGGAUAAUUGGCCUGAAGGAUGAGUUCUAUAACCGUUAUAUCACCAAAGGAAACUUGUUUGAGCCAGUAAUAAAUGCUCUUUUGGAUAAUGGAACCAGGUACAAUCUUCUGAACUCAGCGGUGAUUGAACUUUUUGAAUUCAUUCGAGUGGAAGAUAUCAAGUCACUUACUGCACAUAUAGUUGAAAACUUUUAUAAGGCACUUGAAUCCAUUGAAUAUGUUCAGACGUUCAAAGGAUUGAAGACAAAAUAUGAGCAAGAAAAGGACAGACAAAGCCAGAAAUUGAACAGUGUCCCAUCUAUACUGCGUAGCAACAGGUUUCGCAGAGAUGCCAGGACCUUGGAGGAUGACGAGGAAAUGUGGUUCAAUGAAGAUGAGGAAGAGGAAGGCGAGGCCAUCGUUCCCCCCGGAGAGAAAUCCAAGGCGGAGGACGAUUUCCCAGAGAGCUAUGAGAAGUUCAUGGAAACAAAAAAAGCGAAAGAGAGUGAAGAUAAAGAGAAUCUCCCCAAAAGGACUUCAGCGGGUGGCUUCAAAUUCACUUUUUCCCAUUCUGCCAGCGCCACGAAUGGAGCAAACAGUACAAACAGUAAAUCAGUAGCAGCUCAGACAUCACCAGCAAGUUCAAAUGGUUCCUCUUCUAAGAAUGCCAAUUUGACUGCAGCCGUCACGGCCACGAAGGGAAGUCUAGUGGGCCUUGUGGAUUAUCCUGACGAUGAGGAAGAAGACGAAGAGGAGGAAACGUCCCCGAGAAAAAGACCUCGCCUUGGCUCUUAAAGUCCCGAAACAAACUGUAACUGAGGGUGCUCAAAUGCUGUGACUGAACUACAUAGUCUGACUCAGAAAGCUUUCUCCCUGGAAAAUACAUGAGAAUACAAGGAGUAGCAGAAGAAAACUCGACUACUAGAAGGGUUUAGUUCUGAGAACAUCAGGCUUCCAAAGAAUCUAAUCUCUUUCUAGCCAACGAGAGUCUGCCAUUCAGGCUGUUAAAUAUUAAACUGAAACGGCGGGUUCGUCAUCCGCACCUCGACGACAGCUUGCCCGCGAAAGGAUCAUCUCUGGUUCUGUGAAGGGAUGGGGUUGGGAUAAGUAACUUUUUUUGAUAUUGCAGGGUUUGCCCAGUUUGUAUUCAAGCUAGAAGAAGAAGAAAAAUUGUAAGGCUUCAGUUGCAAACCUAAUAACCUAACUUUGUAAUGGUGCUGUCCAUUGUGGGGAGGGGCUUAAAGCAAUCGCCUCUUAAACGAUACCAUUUCCUUUCUAUAAUCAAAUAAUAAUUCAGGCCUUGGGGACCACUGUUUGCACAGUCAGCCAAAUUAUAGAGGGUAGCAUCCCUUCUCUUCUUUAGUGCAUGUCGAGUGGUGAAUUUAUCUCCCCCCCCCCCCCCCAAUUCUGUAUUUUGGAAGGAGGAAAGCUGGGUUUAAAAUGGAAGAUGAGUAUUAGCUGUCUAGGAAAACCAAUACAAGAAACAUUCAUUCAGAUUUUUUUUUAAAGAGACACCAUCGAUAAACCCUAGUCCUUGGAAUAGCAUUUGAGGUGCAAUGCUAAUAAUGUUUUAUGGAAGCCAAGGUGAACGGAGUUACUCCCUGCGAGCUUCAGGAAAGGUUUUCCUCGAGCCGUCGGCAUUUAACGUUUGGAAGAGUAACGUCCGCCGCCGUGUUGGGAAAUGCUGCCCGAAGGUUUUGAACCCUACGGAUUUGGGGGUGCAGUAGUUUUUGAGUAGUUGCCGAUUUGGAGGCAGAGUCAGCAUGCAGCACCUUGAACCUAGAGGGUUUUGAGUACGACGGCUGCUUCUUAACACAUUCCAUGUAUUUAAGCAAAUUUCAAAAAAGACAACACACACUUAGGUGAAUGGAUGGAGUCAACCAUUUUUGAGACCUUUUUAUUUUUCCGAGCGAGCGAACUGUAAAUAUUUUACUGUUAGUUUGGCCAUAUAUGAUCUGAGAUCAUGCAGAAUGAAUUCCCCAAACUACAAAUUGUGUUGGAAAAAAAAAAGAGUGAUUUGAACAAUGAAAACCAGCAGCAAUCCAUCACUAUCAAUCACUCUUGCGAUGUGUCAUGGGUCCAUUUCUCCCGAAACAGUGCUGACAAGUUCCCCUCUGUUUUGGAGAUUUUUGUAGUUAAUUUUAAUUUUAGCAAUCGUUUGCAAAAAGAUGGGCUGUCUCUGUGUAGAUAUGAAGUAUAGUUUUUUCCAUGAAACAGAAGUUUAUUUUGUAUUGAGAAGACGAAGAAGAAAAAAACCACUGUACUUGUUUUACACCAUUUGUAUACAUGUGGUAAUAUUAAUGAACUGUAAAAUUCAGGAAUUAAAAUGUGACCCUGUAAUUCCAUAAUUAUUGGUUUUGUUUGGUUUGUUGUAAAUGGUAAGUUAAUUCAGAUUUUUUUUUUUUUUUGAAACGUGGCCAUUUUAGAGGAUUUUAAUGAGGAUAGUUAUUUGUACAAUUUAAUCAAAUGCUACUGAAUCAAAUCCGGAAAGGGGGGAAAAAAGCAAAGAGUCCUAGAUUUGGUUCAGUGUGCCGUGAUGACUGACCGUUAAUGUGGCCUGACGACCACCUCUCUUGCCCUCUGGGGGCUCCAGGCAACCAAGAAUGGGGCUUCCUUCUCGCUCCGGCCGAGUCCCUUGUUUGAAGGAAAGUCUGGGGAAGUCCUUUGGCUGGUUCAAUGGAGUUACUAGGUAGACUUGCCGACUUAACAUCCGCCAUCCAUUUACUCUUGGCAGGUCUUCCCUUCACCUUUACAGAGGGAAACUUCUCCCCAAAACCUGUAUAAUUUCCUUAAGAAAACCGUAUGCGCCCCAAUUUCCCUUCAGAAAGAAAUCCACCAGCCCUCUCUCCAGCUUUUUAAUCAGUCACUGAAAAAGACCCAAAGCACAAUUGGAUCUUCCUCAAUCCUUUUCAAAGACUGUUAGGAGCAUUCAGUUACGUGGAGACGUAAUCAAGAAAGCAAAAAAAUAGUAAUUCCUUUUUAUAGUUUAAUAUAAACAAAACAAUGACCCUCCAACCAAUAUUGGAACCUUUUCAAGAGCUGCGGAAGGUGCGCUUAGCUCCUCCUUUCCGAGUCCCACCGUCUGCCUCAGGUGCGCUUGCCCUCCCGGAGGCUCCCCGCCUCCUUUUCAGUACUUUUCUGCCACAGGACAGCCCACAUUUCAAAUGCCUGGGGCCCUUCAACCGAUUUUUUAAAGAGAAAGAUUGCAUCUGCCAACAUGUCUCAGUUAAAUACUAUUUUAAUAAAAAGUUAAAUGAAAA
Molecule: messenger RNA, 5259 nt
Organism: Anolis sagrei ordinatus
Lineage: Eukaryota; Metazoa; Chordata; Lepidosauria; Squamata; Anolidae
Gene: PPP4R3B
Product: protein phosphatase 4 regulatory subunit 3B
Biological process (GO): DNA damage response; protein dephosphorylation
Cellular component (GO): protein phosphatase 4 complex; nucleoplasm
Molecular function (GO): protein phosphatase activator activity
Source: RefSeq, a predicted model, not a curated record